Molecule: messenger RNA, 2363 nt
Organism: Anopheles maculipalpis
Lineage: Eukaryota; Metazoa; Arthropoda; Insecta; Diptera; Culicidae
Exons: 5
Coding region: 1-2319 (772 amino acids)
Biological process (GO): regulation of DNA-templated transcription
Cellular component (GO): nucleus
Molecular function (GO): ATP binding; RNA polymerase II cis-regulatory region sequence-specific DNA binding; DNA-binding transcription factor activity, RNA polymerase II-specific
Source: RefSeq, a predicted model, not a curated record
AUGCAUCUUACAAUCAACAGCGCACCGACGCUUAGCAAUGGAAACGGUGGUGGUGGUGGUGGCGGAGGUGUCGUUGGAGGAAACAACGGACCCUCGAACGCGGGUGGGGGUGGUGGUACGGGUGGCAGUAGCAGCGGCGGAGGAGGUUUGAGUGGUUGUGCGCCGAACGGCAAUACCCACACCGGUCACCAUGGUGGAACUGGCAGCGGUGGCGGUGGUGGAGGUGGUGGUGGUGGAGGUGGCACAGGAGGCACCGGCAGUAACGGCACCGGCACCAGCGGUGGUGGCGGCGGCGGAACCGGCAACGCUGGCGGCACCGCGACCAACGGCAACGGAUCGAGCACGGGUGCCGGCGGCGAAAGUGGCCCACCGUCGGCGGCCAGCAUCCUGAACGACACGUACACCAAAAUGACGUCGGACAUACUGGCGGAACGGACGCUGGGCGACUUUCUGUCCGAGCACCCGGGCGAGCUGAUCCGAACCGGGAGUCCUCUGUUUGUGUGCACAGUGCUACCACCGCACUGGCGCUCGAAUAAAACACUUCCGGUUGCGUUCAAGGUCGUCGCGCUCGGUGACGUCGGUGACGGCACGAUGGUGACGGUGCGGGCCGGUAACGAUGAAAACUACUGCGCCGAGCUGCGUAACUGCACCGCGGUCAUGAAGAACCAGGUGGCCAAGUUCAACGAUCUACGUUUCGUUGGCCGCAGCGGCCGUGGCAAAAGCUUUACGCUGACCAUCACUAUAUCAACAAGUCCGCCGCAGGUGGCCACCUAUAACAAGGCAAUCAAGGUGACGGUGGACGGACCACGGGAGCCAAGAUCGAAAACAAGACAACAGCAGCAGUUCCAUUUCGCGUUCGGACAACGGCCAUUCCACUUCCCGACCGACCCAUUAUCCAGCUUCCGGAUGCCGCCACUAGGUAAUUGUCAGAAUAUGACCCAAUUCGGACUCAGCUCCACUAACUCACAUUGGAGCUACAGCUCGACAGGUCCCUACUCGCCGUAUCUAACCUCCUGCACGACACCAACCGCAUCCCAGUUCAACAAUCCAGCCCUCGGGUUCACUUGCAGCUCGGGCGAACAGAACGGUGGCCAGGAGUUCUCUGCUUCAGCGCGCGAUUGCGUUACAAUGCUGCCCGACUCGACGGCGGCCGACCUAGAUCAGCACCUGAGCAGUCUGGUGGGAGCGACGCAGCAAGCCACCAGCCACAUGGUGCAGACGAACAUCAUUUCGGGCGGUGGAGGCGUCACCAGCAAUACGGGCAACGGUGGUGGCAAUGGUGCGGGCAGCAACGGUAACGGCCUAACGCCACAGAUCCCGACACACAUUUCCAACGGGUUGAUUGUGCCACGGUACGCGCAGACGGCCGGCACGAACAACCAUGCUGAUGCGUACGGGCUUACCAGCAGCCAGAGUGAACCGCGCAGCCUCAGCGAUUCGUCCCAGGCCGAGUCGCCGGUGCAGGAUGAUUUGCUGUCCUCGAACACGCCCAACCUUGGUAGCAGUGGCCCGAGCUCAACCACCGGCGGUGGAAGUGGUGGCGUAGGUGGUGGAGGUGGAGGUGGAGGUGGUGGAGGCGGAGGAGGCGGCAGUGGUGGUAGUGGACAUCAUCAGAACUUCACCAGCAUAGUGAUGAAUCAGAGCAAUGGCGGCUCGAACGCGUCCACCACGUCCAACUACGUCGGUUCGAACGGCACGGGCAGCUGCAACGGCUCGCCGCUCUACCCCGUCCUACCCGCCAGCCUACUUUACUCGCAGCUCUACACAGCCGCCAACCAGUCCGUGGGAGGUUUCGGGCAUUCGGUCAACCAUCACCACCAUCACAUCCAGUCGCCGCACGGUGCGGCAGCGGCGGCUGCUGCGGUCGCCGUCGCAACCGGUGGCAGCCCGGUGCAGAACAGUGCAUCGGCGGCGGCUGCGACUGCUGCUGCAGCAGCGAUGCACGCCGGCGAGCUGCAGAGCGUGAUGGACCACCUGACGGCCGGUACGAAUCAAGCAGCAGCGGUGGCGGCGGCGGCUGUCUCCCACCGGCAUCACCACCACCACCAUCACCACCAUCAGGCGGGAGCGAACUUAAUCGGUGGUCACGGUCAUGGUAGUCAGGGUGGUGGAGUCGGAGGGGGCGGAAACGCUCACCCAGAUCUGUCGCUGAUCGGUAAUUGUGGGGCGAUGGCUCGUGGAGCGCUGGACGAGACGGGCCACCGAGUGCUGGGUGGUGGAGGUGUUGGUGGUGGACGCCUCGGCGGUCCUCCGGGUGGUUCCGGUCAGGUGGGACAAGCGGCAGGCGAUAACGGCAACUCCGUUUGGAGGCCAUACUGAAACCGAACCAUCGCAGCGGUGUCCUCGCCCGGUACCUCCACCUU